UUUUUUCUUCAGGUUGCUAUGAAGAAAAAAACAUGAAGGUGGGGCUAGUACUUUUCCUACUCGGUGUUAGCUCUUUUGUGUUGCUUCAUCGCUCCAAUAAGGGAACUUAAAGUGCAGGUUUUCAAAAGAAAGUGCAUUAGCAAACAGGAGCUGCCUCUGAACACCUGACUUCACAAGGUUCUUAUCAGUAAGCAUCUAUACACACAGAAUGGCUGACCAAUGGCAGGAAGCUUAUGAUUUUGCCGUUCAAGUGGCAAGAGCAGCUGGAGCGGUAAUAAGGAAAGCAGGGGAGGAGGAAAUAAAGGUGCAGACAAAGAGCUGCACUGUCGAUCUCGUCACCCAGACUGACGAGAGGGUGGAGAAAAUCAUCAUUGGGUCUCUUAAAGAACAAUUUGGAGAAGGCACACACUGUUUCAUUGGAGAAGAGUCAGUGUCAAAGGAGCAGCCUAGUAUCUUAACUGAUAAACCCACAUGGAUCAUAGACCCUGUGGAUGGCACCACAAACUUUGUGCAUGGAUUCCCAUUUGUGGCCGUGUCUAUUGCCUUUGCAGUCAAUAAGGAGUUGGAGUUUGGUGUGGUGUACAGCUGCAUGGAGGACAAGAUGUAUAAAGCAAGGAGGGGGCAGGGAGCGUUCUGUGAUGAUGAACCCAUUCAGGUGUCCGAUGUGAAAGAUAUCAAUAAGUCCAUUAUCAUCUGUGAGCAUGGAACUGACAGGUCUCCGGAGACAGUGCAGAAGAUCUUCUCCACGAUGAAAAAGAUUCUCUGCAUCCCAGUGCAUGGGCUCCGUGGGUCUGGGACGGCUGCCACCAACAUGUGCCUGGUGGCGUGCGGGGCGGUGGAGGCCUUCUUCGAGAUCGGGAUCCACUGCUGGGACAUUGCUGCUGGGGCGGUUAUAGUCAGAGAAGCCGGUGGAUUACUCCUGGAUGUUGACGGGGGACCUUUCGAUGUGAUGUCUCGAAGGAUGGUUUCAGGAAACAACAGGGUGAUUGUUGAUCGGAUCAUCAAGGAAAUUGAAAUAUUCGAUACGGUGAGAGACGACGCUCCAAUUGUGAAGAAAUGAAAACUUCCAAAUGCAUUGUGAAAUAAAUACCACAUAAAUGGUCCAUCCAAUUGCUGUGUGUCCUUAAUAAAGUGAAUGCGCUGUUAUUAUACUGAUA
Messenger RNA from Notothenia coriiceps (black rockcod), 1157 nucleotides. RefSeq names its product inositol monophosphatase 1-like. The transcript is spliced from 9 exons. Gene Ontology annotation, biological process: signal transduction; phosphatidylinositol phosphate biosynthetic process; inositol metabolic process. NCBI's taxonomy places the organism in Eukaryota, Metazoa, Chordata, Actinopteri, Perciformes, Nototheniidae. The coding region runs from base 209 to 1060 and encodes 283 amino acids. Gene Ontology annotation, molecular function: inositol monophosphate 1-phosphatase activity. The record is from RefSeq and is a predicted model, not a curated record.